AUGGAGGCCUAUGAGCAGGUCCAGAAGGGGCCCCUGAAGCUGAAAAGCAUUGCAGACUUUGGCGUGACCAAGUGGAAGAAGAAGAAUAAGGACAAGGACAAGGUGAAGCUCCUGAAGGUGAUGGGGAUGAGCAAGAAGAAGGAGGAGGAAAAGUCUCACUGCCUGGACAAGUGGACGCCGGUGCAGGCGGCCUUCGAGAAGCAGAAGAGGUGGCAAAUGGAGCGGAUCCUGAAGAAAGCAUCCAAAACCCACAAGGACUUCAACAGGCACCUGGAUGCCCUCACCGAGCACUAUGACAUCCCCAAGGUCAGCUGGACCAAGGAGGCCUGGCAGGUUCUUCUGGAGACUCUGCCCACACUGCCCUGUGUCUGCUGCCACUGGGCCAGUACUUCCAGAAGCUGUCCCGUCGUCCUGGAGCCUGAUUAA
Fukomys damarensis (Damara mole-rat) is the source of this 426-nucleotide messenger RNA. Its product is annotated as protein FAM32A-like. Bases 1 to 426 code for a protein of 141 amino acids. The record is from RefSeq and is a predicted model, not a curated record. Gene Ontology annotation, cellular component: nucleolus. Lineage: Eukaryota; Metazoa; Chordata; Mammalia; Rodentia; Bathyergidae. The transcript has a single exon.